Messenger RNA from Rana temporaria (common frog), 2383 nucleotides. It is a transcript of the gene ENKD1, whose product is annotated as enkurin domain containing 1. The record is from RefSeq and is a predicted model, not a curated record. The transcript has a single exon. Gene Ontology annotation, cellular component: cytoplasmic microtubule. NCBI's taxonomy places the organism in Eukaryota, Metazoa, Chordata, Amphibia, Anura, Ranidae. Bases 210 to 1298 code for a protein of 362 amino acids.
AUCUAGAAAACUACAACUCCCGAGACCCCCCGCGGCGGAAGCGGAAGUGGCGGUCUCCAUGGAGAUGAGCGUGGCGUGAUAACUGUACUCGGUAGUUGUGACAGUGAGGUCAGAGUUCAGCGGACGGUGGAAAAAUCAUCCCGUAGAUCGGGCGGAGGUAGAAGAGUCAGUGUCUCGGUGUAUUUCGGAGGAGGGAUCAGAGCGGCGAUAUGUGUGAAGGAGCCUCCAGGAUCUCUGGUCCUAUCCCCCCAGAUCCCACUCUCUUCCCAGACUGCUACAGGCGACCCGAGACGGCCCGGGGGAGGCUGGAAGGCACCCAACUCAAGCUGGAUUUCCUAUCUGGCCCCCUGGCUCCAGACCCCACCUUGUACCCAAAAUGUUACACUGCCCGGCCUGCCCAACCUGCACCCAGAAUCCGCCCCAACGCCCGGGAAAUCCUGGAUCGGGGCCAGAGUGGAAACGUGGGGGUCCUGCUAAGACUGGAGGGCAUCUCCCUGCAUGGCCAGCAGCAGUCCUCGCCUCCCCGGAAAAGCAAGGACCACGGUAAGGAGAACGUACGCAGGAUGAAGGAGAUCCAGAAGCGCUUCCGGGAGAAGGAGAUCGACCGGGAACAGGGGGCACCCAAACCGGUCAAAGCUCUCUGGAAGUCCAAUAAAUAUGAGAACGUUGAGUCCAAGGUGAAAGCUAAGCUUCAAGAGCCUCUACCGCCGCCACCUCUCAACAGCGGUCCCGCCAGCUUCCUCAAAUCCCAUUCCCGCUGUGGUUCUGGGUUACCGCCCAAGAGACCUAGCUCACCAGGACCUAGCCGGCCUCCCAGUCCCAGGGACGCUAUGGAAGUGCAUGGCUCCAGCAUUGACUUUGUGGCCCACAAUGCUAGGAGCGCUAAGAAGGUGCAGAUCAGGCGCUCCCGGUCCAUGCAAUCCUUAAAUGAAGUGCUGGAGGACAAACAUCGGCAGCAGAGUGAGUACGACUUCAAGCAGAAGGGGCACGUUCCCCAGUAUCUUCUGGAUCUGAAGGAGCAGUGGCGUAAAGACAAGGAGGAGAUGAAGAAGCAGACCCCUGAUCCUUCUAUGCCCCCUGGUCACACCAAGAUGCCAGAGCAAGAAAGGCUGGAGACCCUCAAUAAACUGAAGGAGACUCAGGCCCAGCUGACCAAAGAGCUGCUGAUGCUCCCAGUCCGGGCAGAUACCUUCAGCAUCCAGAACCGGCGCACAGAGCUGGACAAAAAACUUUCCGAACUUGAGGAGGCCAUCAAAAUAUUUUCCCGUUCUAAGGUUUUUAUCAAGAUUGACGCCUAAAAGAAACCUGUCAUGAGAGGAAUAUGUCAUGGCUGGUCUAUCCUUCUGAGAAUGCUAAUUGCCUGGCUGUUUUGCUUGUGAUUUGGCUUUAAUAUGUUGUAUCACUGACCUGAAAGAAGUAUAUUCUGAAUUUAUAUAGUGCUUUGUACUAUUGGGACAGCCAUCUUUAGCAUGCUCACCACAACGCCAUGCUAUGGCCAGUUUUGGACAGAUGAACAGGAUCAAUGAACUUUCCAGCAUGUCUUUUUGGAGUGCGGGACAAAACUCAAGCAAGCACUGAUAGAACAUGCAAACUCAAUGCAGAGAGUGUCCUGGUUGGCAUUCAAACCAAGAACCCCAGUGCUGCAAGGCAAAAGCGCUGUCUCCUAAGGCUGGGUUCACACUGCUGACAGAUGCGGCUUGCAGCAGGGGAUCCAGUGCGUCCCUGUUCUCCAUUUCAGAGUAAAAUUUUGGCCUGAAUUCGACCCUGAAAUGGAGUCAAAGAAGCACAGGACUCCUUUGCGAGCCACUCCACAGGCACCCCAGAGAUAUGUGAACCAGCUUCACAGAGAGUCGGUCACAAUCUCCCAUCAAGCGAAUUAGAUGCGGAAAAAACCCACAUCCAAUUCGCACUAGUGUGAACCCAGCCUGAGUCACUGAGAUCAGGAUUCUGACUUGCAUUUGUUUCAUGCUUGUUUUGGGGCUGUUAAAGCCAGACAAAAAAACAGACGACUGGCAUUUUCAGAAGGUCGCCAGCUCCAUAUUCCUUUUCUGCCUGUGUUAAUGUAAACCGCCAAGACUGCUGUUAUCAGACGCCUGACAUUGUGUCACAAUCAGAUGACUGUCAGACUGUGAGCACAGCACCUCACUCUAAAUGACCUUGUAAGCUGCACCAGAUUUUGCAUUCUCCACUUUUAGUAAAUCAACCCCACAGCGCAGUCCAUGGCACUAAUAAAGCUGCAAGAAGAAAAUGCCGGGGUCAGAACUGUGCCACUACAGCGGCAUAGAUCACUGUACAUGGAAUGCAUGCAUUUACCUACACCAAAAAUGCAUAAAAAUGAACAGGACUUUAGGCUGGAUUCACACCUAUGCAUUGUUAGUGCUUU